Molecule: messenger RNA, 939 nt
Organism: Sordaria macrospora k-hell
Lineage: Eukaryota; Fungi; Ascomycota; Sordariomycetes; Sordariales; Sordariaceae
Source: RefSeq, a predicted model, not a curated record
AUGAGCCACAUCUUCAUACGACACAUUGUAUCCAACCAUGGAUGGCCCAAGGAACUUGUGACGGACAGAGACAAGUUAUUCUCGUCACGAUUUUGGCAGGCAUUUAUGAACAAGUUGGGAGUCAAACACAAGAUGUCGACGGCAUACCAUGCCAGAACCGAUGGGCAAAUAGAGAGAAUGAACCAGGUCUUGGAAGCCUACCUUCGGGCAUAUGUCAAUUACGAACAAGACAAUUGGUCAGAAUUGCUGCCAACGGCCCAGAUGUCUUACAACAGCUUGAAAACAGAGACAACUAAGGUGACACCAUUCUUCGCCAACUUCGGAUACGAAAUGAGCUCCCGCAGAGGUUGGGACUCGGAAUCAUUCGUGCCCAGGGCACACAUACGCGCCGAGAGACUCACAGAGAUGCACCAGACACUACGCGACGAGCUUACAUUCGUACGCGACAGAAUGAGUCGAUAUUACGACUGCACUAGAUCGACGGCGCCGAUCUUCAAGAGGGGAGACAAAGUCUACCUUCUUCGUCGUAAUAUCAAAACCAAACGACCCAGUGACAAGCUUGACUACAAGAAGCUUGGCCCAUUCAAAGUGCUCGAGAAAGUCGGCACCAGCAACUACCGCCUCGAGCUACCCAAGGGCAUGCGGCAAUGGCCGACAUUUCACAGCUCCCUACUCGAACCCGCACCCAAGAACGCCAGGAUCGACAAUAAGGUAGAGACAUGGAACGAAGGCGACGAGUUCAUGGCCGAAGGCAUAAUGGAUUCCAAGAUCGAAGACGAAAAAUCUUCUACUAUGUCAAAUGGGAAGGUUACGGACACGAAAGCAAUACAUGGGAACCACCAGAAUACCUGCUCAACUUCAAGAAAGAGAUUGAAAACUGGCAUCGCCAGAACCCUGACCGACCGAAGCCGCCAGCUGCUCCAGAGAACCAGGCGAUAA